Chanos chanos (milkfish) is the source of this 1578-nucleotide messenger RNA. RefSeq names its product CUGBP Elav-like family member 5. The coding region runs from base 1 to 1578 and encodes 525 amino acids. The record is from RefSeq and is a predicted model, not a curated record. Gene Ontology annotation, molecular function: RNA binding. The transcript has 12 exons. Lineage: Eukaryota; Metazoa; Chordata; Actinopteri; Gonorynchiformes; Chanidae. Gene Ontology annotation, cellular component: ribonucleoprotein complex.
AUGGCCAGAUUCACCCAGACUGAAGCAAGACGGCAGCAGCAUCCUCAGCAGCCGCCCCAUCCUGCCCACGCUAGCCUGCUCCUCAGCGGACCGGGGGCAGUACCGAGCCAGCCGCCACUACUACUGAUCCCGCACCAGCCCCAGUACGCCCAGAUCACAUUCCCCAAACCCAUGAACGGGUCAGAAUCCAUUUCCAUACAUCCUGACAGCGGCACCAUGAAAGACCAGGAUGCCAUAAAGCUGUUUAUCGGACAGAUACCGCGAAACCUCGAGGAAAAAGACCUGAAACCUCUUUUCGAACAGUUUGGCAAAAUCCACGAAUUAACAGUCCUAAAAGACCGAUACACCGGCAUGCAUAAGGGCUGUGCGUUCCUUACCUACUGUGCUCGUGAGUCAGCCAUCAAAGCUCAGAAUGCGCUGCAUGAACAGAAGACUCUGCCAGGGAUGACACGGCCCAUCCAAGUUAAACCAGCUGACAGUGAGAGUCGUGGAGGGAAAGACAGGAAGCUCUUUGUUGGCAUGUUGAACAAACAGCAGACAGAGGAGGACAUUUACCGCCUCUUUGAGCCUUAUGGUGUCAUUGAGGAGUGCACCGUAUUAAGAGGGCCUGACGGAAACAGCAAAGGCUGUGCCUUUGUAAAGUUCUCUACACAUACUGAAGCACAGUCAGCAAUCAGCGGCCUACAUGGGAGCCAAACCAUGCCUGGUGCGUCGUCCAGUCUGGUAGUGAAGUUUGCUGACACGGAUAAGGAGAGAACUAUACGCCGCAUGCAACAGAUGGUGGGACAGUUUGGCAUUUUCAACCCCACUGUGGCCCUACCCUUCAGUACCUACAGCAGUACCUACAGCACCUACACACACGCACUGAUGCAGCAACAAGCGGCCAUUAUGGCAGCAUCUCACGGCAGUUACCUAGCGCCCAGCAUGGCUUUUCCCGCCACACAGAUCCACCAGGUGGGCGCGCUCAACAUGAACGGCUUGCCCCCAACUCCCAUGACCCCUGUGUCAGGUCUGAGUUCACCACCGGCUAACCUUGCCUCGUCAGCCGUGCCAAGCAUAGUGACGCCUAUCAUUAAUGGUUUCACUGGCAUCCCACACCAGCCCAAUGGACACCCAGUAGAGGCCGUCUACACCAACGGCCUUCAGCCCUACUCCACCCAAAGCCCCACUGCAGCCGACACCCUCCAGCAAGCCUUCACUGGUGUACAGCAAUACACAGCCAUUUACCCUGCAACCACACUGACCCCUAUUGGACAGACACUGCCACAGCCUCCUCAGGUCAUUCAACAGCAACAACAACGGGAAGGACCAGAGGGCUGUAAUCUGUUCAUAUACCACCUGCCGCAGGAGUUUGGCGAUAAUGAGCUGAUGCAAAUGUUCCUGCCCUUCGGUACAGUUAUAUCUUCUAAGGUGUUUAUGGACCGAGCCACCAACCAGAGCAAGUGCUUCGGUUUCGUGAGUUUCGAUAACCCGGCCAGUGCACAGGCUGCUAUCCAGGCCAUGAAUGGGUUUCAGAUUGGGAUGAAACGGCUGAAAGUUCAGCUGAAGCGACCAAAAGAUGCCAGCCGCCCCUACUGA